GUGGCAGUGCACCUUAAAGUUGUAUCCGCAGACCCAUCUCCAACGAAGAAGAAGAGCGCCUCUGUCUCCAGUCAGCAAGGAAAGGUGUCGUUUUCAAGACUGCAACAAACUGGUAGCUAUUUGAGGGAUCCAGGCAGAGAGAAAGGUGGAAGGAGACGGCUGGACUGACAAUGACCACUGAAGGGGAUCCCAGCCUCUCUGCCAAACUGCUGCAACUGGUGCUGCUGUCCACCUACUGGGGCAUGCAGAUCUGGUUUACCUGCAUAUCAAGCUUUGUGAUGGACAGCCACCUGAACAGACACACAUUUGGUUUGAUCCAGAGCAGACUGGUUCCAUUCUACCUUCACCUGGGCUCUCUCUGUGCCUUCCUCAACCUGACGCUGUUUGCUGUCUACCACCCUGCAGACCUGCUAGAUGACAGAGAGGCCUUCCAGAUUGGGGUAUACUUCCUGUGUGUGUCGGUAGCAGCGGUCAACGCCCAGUGGUUCGGUCAGAUGACAUCAGAGAUAAUGGAAGACAUGCAUCUAAUGGAGCAAGCACAAGGAUUGGGCCAGGACAUUGGUCUAUCUACCAAUAGGGAGGCUUACGCCAAGCUGUGUGAGACAGACGGAAGAUACAGGCGUCUGUCUGGUCGGCUGUGGCUUUACAGACUGUUGUCUUCGCUGUGUAACAUCUGCUGCAUUACCUGCAAUGCAUACAGCCUGUACUACCUAGCAGAGAACCUUACUUCACUAUAGCACAGUUACCAAAUCUGCAGUAUCUAUUGGCUGGGGAAAUAUGGAUGGUAAGUCCACGGGUGGCUGGAGUGAAUGGUAUCGACACAUUAAAAUCAUGGUUUCAUACCAUUCACAUUACUAUGAGCCGCCCUACCCUCACCAGCCUCUCGUGGUUAAGUCCAGCAACACUCAGGUUUGUUCUUUUUCAAGCCAUUUUAAUCUUCUAUUUUAUUAAACUAGAGGAGAGAUGUAUUUUAUUAAACUAGAGGAGAGAUGGGGGGGAUGCAUUUUAUUCUACUGGAGAGAUGGAGGGAUGUAUUUAAUUAAACUAGGAGAGGUGGAGGGAUAUAUUUUAUUAAACUAGAGGAGAGAUGUAUUUUAUUAAACUAGAGGAGAGAUGCAUUUUAUUCUACGAAAGGAGGGAUGCAUUUUAUUCUAGAGAGAUGGAGGGAUGUAUUUAAUUAAACUAGAGGUGGAGGGAUAUAUUUUAUUAAACUAGAGGAGAGAUGGAGGGAUGCAUUUUAUUCUACGAAAGGAGGGAUGCAUUUUAUUCUACUAGAGAGAUGGAGGGAUGUAUUUAAUUAAACUAGGAGAGGUGGAGGGAUGUAUUUUAUUAAACUAGAGGAGAGAUGGAGGGAUGCAUUUUAUUCUACUAAAGGAGAGAUGGAGGGAUGUAUUUUAUUCUACUAGAGGAGAGAUGGAGGGAUGCAUUUUAUUAAACUAGAGGGAUGUAUUUUAUUCUACUAGAGGAGAGAUGGAGGGAUGCAUUUUAUCAAACUAGAGGAGGGAUGUAUUUUAUUAAACUAGAGGAGAGAUGGAGGGAUGUAUUUAAUUAAACUAGGAGAGAGGGAGGGAUGUAUUGUAUUCUACUAGAGGAGAUAUGGAGGGAUGCAUUUUAUUAAACUAGAGGAGAGAUGGAGGGAUGCAUUUUAUUCUACUAGAGGAGAGAUGGAGGGAUGCAUUUUAUUCUACUAGAGAGAUGGAGGGAUCUAUUUAAUUAAACUAGGAGAGGUGGAGGGAUGUAUUUUAUUAAACUAGAGGAGAGAUGGAGGGAUGCAUUUUAUUCUACUGGAGGAGAGAUGGAGGGAUACAUUGUAUUCUACUGGAGGAGAGAUGCAUUUUAUUAAACUAGAGGAGAGAUGUAUUUUAUUAAACUAGAUGAGAUAUGUAUUUUAUUAAACUAGAGGAGAGAUGUAUUUUAUUAAACUAGAUGAGAGAUGGAGGGAUGUAUUUUAUUCUACUAAAGGAGAGAUGGAGGGAUGUAUUUUAUUUUACUAAAGGAGAGAUGGAGAGAUGCAUUUUAUUAAACUAGGAGAGAUGGAGGGAUGUAUUUUAUUCUACUAAAGGAGAGAUGGAGGGAUGCAUUUUAUUCUACUAGAGAGAUGGAGGGAUGUAUUUAAUUAAACUAGGAGAGAUGGAGGGAUGUAUUGUAUUCUACGAGAGGAGAUAUGGAGGGAUGCAUUUUAUUAAACUAGAGGAGGGAUGUAUUUUAUUAAACUAGAGGAGAGAUGGUGGGAUGCAUUUUAUUCUACUAGAGAGAUGGAGGGAUGUAUUUAAUUAAACUAGGAGAGGUGGAGGGAUGUAUUUUAUUCUACUAAAGGAGAGAUGGAGGGAUGCAUUUUAUUAAACUAGAGGGAUGUAUUUUAUUCUACUAGAGGAGAGAUGGAGGGAUGCAUUUUAUUAAACUAGAGGAGGGAUGGAGGGAUGUAUUUUAUUCUACUAAAGGAGAGAUGGAGGGAUGCAUUUUAUUAAACUAGAGGGAUGUAUUUUAUUCUACUAGAGGAGAGAUGGAGGGAUGCAUUUUAUUAAACUAGAGGAGGGAUGUAUUUUAUUAAACUAGAGGAGAGAUGGAGGGAUGUAUUGUAUUCUACUAGAGGAGAUAUGUAGGGAUGCAUUUUAUUAAACUAGAGGAGAGAUGGAGGGAUGCAUUUUAUUCUACUAGAGAGAUGGAGGGAUGUAUUUAAUUAAACUAGGAGAGGUGGAGGGAUGUAUUUUAUUAAACUAGAGGAGAGAUGGAGGGAUGCAUUUUAUUCUACUAGAGAGAUGGAGGGAUGUUUUUAAUUAAACUAGGAGAGGUGGAGGGAUGUAUUUUAUUAAACUAGAGGAGAGAUGGAGGGAUGCAUUUUAUUCUACUAAAGGAGAGAUGGAGGGAUGUAUUUUAUUCUACUAGAGGAGAGAUGGAGGGAUGCAUUUUAUUAAACUAGAGGAGGGAUGUAUUUUAUUAAACUAGAGGAGAGAUGGAGGGAUGUAUUUAAUUAAACUAGGAGAGAUGGAGGGAUGUAUUGUAUUCUACUAGAGGAGAUAUGGAGGGAUGCAUUUUAUUAAACUAGAGGAGGGAUGUAUUUUAUUAAACUAGAGGAGAGAUGGAGGGAUGCAUUUUAUUCUACUAGAGGAGAGAUGGAGGGAUGCAUUUUAUUCUACUAGAGAGAUGGAGGGAUGUAUUUUAUUAAACUAGAGGAGAGAUGGAGGGAUGCAUUUUAUUAAACUAGAGGGAUGUAUUUUAUUAAACUAGAGGAGAGAUGGAGGAAUGCAUUUUAUUCUACUAGAGAGAUGGAGGGAUGUAUUUAAUUAAACUAGGAGAGGUGGAGGGAUGUAUUUUAUUAAACUAGAGGAGAGAUGUAUUUUAUUAAACUAGAUGAGAGAUGGAGGGAUGUAUUUUAUUCUACUAAAGGAGAGAUGGAGGGAUGUAUUUUAUUCUACUAGAGGAGAGAUGGAGGGAUGUAUUUAAUUAAACUAGGAGAGGUGGAGGGAUGUAUUUUAUUAAACUAGAGGAGAGAUGGAGGGAUGCAUUUUAUUCUACUGGAGGAGAGAUGUAUUUUAUUAAACUAGAGGAGAGAUGGAGAGAUGUAUUUUAUUAAACUAGGAGAGAUGGCGGGAUGUAUUUUAUUCUACUAAAGGAGAGAUGGAGGGAUGCAUUUUAUUCUACUAGAGAGAUGGAGGGAUGUAUUUAAUUAAACUAGGAGAGGUGGAGGGAUGUAUUUUAUUAAACUAGAGAUGGAGGGAUGCAUUUUAUUCUACUGGAGGAGAGAUGUAUUUUAUUCUACUAAAGGAGAGAUGGAGGGAUGCAUUUUAUUCUACUAAAGGAGAGAUGGAGGGAUGCAUUUUAUUCUACUAAAGGAGAGAUGGAGGGAUGUAUUUUAUUCUACUAGAGAGAUGGAGGGAUGUACUUUAUUCUACUAGGAGAGAUGGAGGGAUGUACUUUAUUCUACUAGAGGAGAGAUGGAGGGAUGUAUUUUAUUCUACUAGAGAGAUGGAGGGGUGUAUUUUAUUCUACUAAAGGAGAGAUGAAGGGAUGCAUUUUAUUCUACUAAAGGAGAGAUGGAGGGAUGCAUUUUAUUCUACUGGAGGAGAGAUGGAGGGAUACAUUUUAUUCUACUGGAGGAGAGAUGGAGGGAUGCAUUUUAUUCUACUGGAGGAGAGAUGCAUUUUAUUCUACUGGAGGAGAGAUGCAUUUUAUUAAACUAGAGGAGAGAUGUAUUUUAUUGAACUAGAGGAGAAAUGUAUUUUAUUAAACUAGAUGAGAGAUGUAUUUUAUUAAAACUAGAUGAGAUGUAUUUUAUUCUACUAGAGGAGAGAUGGAGGGAUGUAUUUUAUUUAACUAGAGGAGAUAUGGAGGGAUGUAUUUUAUUAAACUAGAGGAGAGAUGUAUUUUAUUAAACUAGAUGAGAGAUGGAGGGAUGUAUUUUAUUCUACUGGAGGAGAGAUGUAUUUUAUUCUACUAGAGGAGAGAUGGAGGGAUGCAUUUUAUUCUACUAAAGGAGAGAUGGAGGGAUGUAUUUUAUUCUACUGGAGGAGAGAUGUAUUUUAUUAAACUAGAGGAGAGAUGGAGGGAUGUAUUUUAUUCUACUGGAGGAGAGAUGGAUUUUAUUAAACUAGAGGAGAGAUGUAUUUUAUUAAACUAGAUGAGAGAUGUAUUUUAUUCUACUGGAGGAGAGAUGGAGGGAUGUAUUUUAUUAAACUAGAGGAGAGAUGGAGAGUUGUAUUUUAUUAAACUCAAGGAGAGAUGCAUUUUAUUAAACUAGAUGAGAGAUGGAGGGAUGCAUUUUAUUCUACUAAAGGAGGGAUGCAUUUUAUUCUACUAGAGAUGGAGGGAUGUAUUUAAUUAAACGAGGAGAGGUGGAGGGAUGUAUUUUAUUAAACUCGAGGAGAGAUGUAUUUUAUUAAACUAGAUGACAUGCAUUUUAUUCUACUAAAGGAGAGAUGGAGGGAUGUAUUUUAUUCUACUAAAAGAGAGAUGGAGGGAUGUAUUUUAUUCUACUGGAGGAGAGAUGUAUUUUAUUCUACUAGAGGAGAGAUGGAGGGAUGCAUUUUAUUCUACUAAAGGAGAGAUGGAGGGAUGCAUUUUAUUCUACUAGAGGAGAGAUGUAUUUUAUUAAACUAGAUGAGAGAUGGAGGGAUGUAUUUUAUUCUACUGGAGGAGAGAUGUAUUUUAUUAAACUAGAGGAGAGAUGGAGGGAUGUAUUUUAUUCUACUGGAGGAGAGAUGUAUUUUAUUAAACUAGAUGAGAGAUGGAGGGAUGUAUUUUAUUCUACUGGAGGAGAGAUGUAUUUUAUUAAACUAGAGGAGAGAUGGAGGGAUGUAUUUUAUUCUACUGGAGGAGAGAUGGAUUUUAUUAAACUAGAGGAGAGAUGUAUUUUAUUAAACUAGAUGAGAGAUGUAUUUUAUUCUACUGGAGGAGAGAUGGAGGGAUGUAUUUUAUUAAACUAGAGGAGAGAUGGAGAGUUGUAUUUUAUUAAACUCAAGGAGAGAUGCAUUUUAUUAAACUAGAUGAGAGAUGGAGGGAUGCAUUUUAUUCUACUAAAGGAGGGAUGCAUUUUAUUCUACUAGAGAUGGAGGGAUGUAUUUAAUUAAACGAGGAGAGGUGGAGGGAUGUAUUUUAUUAAACUCGAGGAGAGAUGUAUUUUAUUAAACUAGAUGACAUGCAUUUUAUUCUACUAAAGGAGAGAUGGAGGGAUGCAUUUUAUUCUACUAAAAGAGAGAUGCAUUUUAUUAAACUAGAGGAGAGAUGUAUUUUAUUAAACUAGGAGAGAUGGAGGGAUGUAUUUUAUUCUACUGGAGGAGAGAUGGAGGGAUGUAUUUUAUUCUACUGGAAGAGAGAUGGAGGGAUGUAUUUUAUUAAACUAGAGGAGAGAUGCAUUUUAUUCUACUGGAGGAGAGAUGGAGGGAUGUAUUUUAUUAAACUAGAGGAGAUGUAUUUUAUGAAACUAGAUGAGAUGGAGGGAUGUGUUUUAUUCUCCUGGAGGAGAGAUGGGAUGUAUUUUUUUCUACUGGAGGAGAGAUGGAAAGGUGCAUUUUAUUCUACUAGAGGAGAGAUGGAGGGAUGUAUUGUAUUCUACUUGCAGAGAAACAGAUGGAUUUAAUUCUACGACUAGAGGAACGGUCAGAUGGCAGAGCUUUGGCUUUGCAGCUUUUAAAUUGGAUUAAAGGUAUACGCAAGGAUACUUUCGUGAGCCAAUGCUAACUAGUGUUAGCACAAUGACUGGAAGUCCAUGGUAUCAUGCACCCAGUCAUUGCACUAACACCAGUUAAUAUUGGCUCACAAAAGUAUCCUUGCGUUAAUCAGACUGGGGAAGUAGAUGAAGGUUUUCAUUGUCAAAAUCCCUUUAAAUGUAGAGCUGAUAUGGAUAGUGUCAGUAAAGCAAGAGAUUCUUUUUAAAGUCACAUUUACACAACCCUCAUCUACCGGUAGAAAUUAGGGGGUGGUGAGGUCAUCACACUCCUGCAAGACUCUCCUAUCCUGUGGGGCUGCCAUGGGGACCUCCAGGUGCGUCCUUGAUGUCAUCUCCUGAGAACGCUCCAACCUGUGUGUUGGCUUCAUAGAGGUAGAAAGGACUCUGUGCCUCAAUGGAUUCUGUGACAGCAUGGGUAGCGCCAUCUCAAUUUGAAAGUUGUCAAUUUUCUUUUGUGUUUAAUAAGAGUAUUGCUAAUAUUGGUGAUUUAGCGCCACCUGCAGUGCCUAACCAAAUCUUGACUCAUUUGUUAGCUACCAAAUUGAUAAAAAUGUAUUUUACAAACCAUAGGCAACAAUUCACUGAACACUCCCCACUCAGUUGACUACUUUGAAAUGGUGGAAGCCAUUUUUUUUCACAUUGUAGAAUAAUAGUUAAGACAAACUAUGAAAUAACACAUGGAAUCAUGUAUAAAUCAAAAUAUGAGAUUCUUGACAGCUUUGCAUUCUCUCAACCAGCUUCAUGAGGUAGUCACCUGGAAUACAUUUAAAUUAACAGGUGUGCCUUAAAAGUUAAUUUCUUAAUGCGUUUGAACCAAAGUAGGGGUGGUAUACAGAAGAUAGUCCUAUUUGGUGCAAAGAGAAAAAAACGGUCAGUUAAUACAGAUGUAUUCCAAGUGCAAAAACCAAGCGCUAUGAUGAAACUGGCUCUCGUGAGGACCACCACAGGAAAGGAAGACCCAGAGUUACCUCUGCUGCAGAGAAUACAUUUAUUAGAGUUACCAGCCUCAGAAAUUGCAGCCCAAAUAAAUGCUUCAGAAUUCAAGUAACAGACUACGUUAAAUCAGGCCUUCAUGGUCAAAUUUCUGCAAAGAAACCACUACUUAAGGACACCAAUAAGAAGACUUGCUUGGGCAAAGAAACACAAGCAAAGGACAUUAGACCAGUGGAAAUCUGUACUUUGGUCUGAUGAGUCCAAAUUUGAGAUUUUUGGUUCCAACCGCCGUGACUUUGAGAUGCAGAGUAGGUAAACGGAUGAUCUCCGCAUGUGUGGUUUCCACUGUGAAGCGUGGAGGUGAUGGUGCUUUGCUGGUGACACUGUCUGAUUUAUUUAGAAUUCAAGGCACACUUAACCAGCAUGGCUACCACAGCAUUCCGUAGCGAUACGCCAUCCCAUCGUGUUUGGUCUUAGUGGGACUAUCAUUUGUUUUUCAACAGGACAAUGACCCAACACACCUCCAGGUUGUGUAAGGGCUAUUUGACUAAGAAGGAGAGUGAUGCAUCAGAUGACCUAGCCUUCACAAUCACCCAACCUCAACCCAAUUGAGAUGAGUUGAACUGUAGAGUGAAGGAAAAGCAGCAAACAAGCACUCAGCAUAUGUAGGAACAGUAUUCCAGGUGAAGCUGGUUGAGAGAAUGUCAAGCUGUCAUCAAGGCAAAGUGUGGCUACUUUGAAGAAUCUCAAAUAUAUUUAGAUUUGGUUACUACAUGAUUCCAUAGAUGUCUACACGUAUUUUACAAUGUAGAAAAUAAAAACCCUGGAAGCAGUAGGUAUCGACUUUUGACUGGUACUGUAUAUUUAUUUGGUGUUACAUGUUGGGGUGUUUUAAUCAAAUAUAUCUGAGGUGCCCUUGAGCAAGGCAUUUAACCCCUAAUAUGCAGGGGUUUUCUGGAUCAAAAAGGGUGGUGGGUGUGGCUGAAUUUGAGCCCCCCCAUCUUGGCGGAGGUAGACAUUUUAUUUAAGCCAAUUUCUCCAUGGUGUUAGAAUACAUUUUGCAGUCUUAAAAGCAAAUGUCCUGCAAUUCAUUUACCAUGGCUAAUGCUGUGUUCUAACAAAUCAAUACCGCUUAAUUGCUUUUGAAUUGUAAAUCUCCCCGACUGUCAAGCUUUUUUGUGAUUGUUAGUUCCAUUACCUUUAUUUGGUUUUAGUAAUUUGUUUCCAUAAAUCCAGUGUAAGUAAUAAAAUUAAUUUAACUUA
Messenger RNA from Oncorhynchus masou masou (cherry salmon), 8362 nucleotides. RefSeq names its product transmembrane protein 205. NCBI's taxonomy places the organism in Eukaryota, Metazoa, Chordata, Actinopteri, Salmoniformes, Salmonidae. The coding region runs from base 171 to 737 and encodes 188 amino acids. The record is from RefSeq and is a predicted model, not a curated record. The transcript is spliced from 4 exons.